Messenger RNA from Miniopterus natalensis, 565 nucleotides. Lineage: Eukaryota; Metazoa; Chordata; Mammalia; Chiroptera; Miniopteridae. The record is from RefSeq and is a predicted model, not a curated record.
UACGAGAAAGAAAGGGCCAUGUGUACCAAGAGGUCAGCGAACCCCAGGACGACGACUCUCUGUAAGUGACCCUCACCAAGAAGCAUGUUAUAUCUUCAUACAAUAAUUUCAUCUGGUGAUUGGGUCUCCAAAUCAGUCCCUUCCUCUAGUGACCUGGAGUACAGGAUUGAGGCUCAAUUAUAUUGUGAGAAGUGUCAGAACUUCUUCAUUGACAGCUGUGCUGUGCUUGGGCCCCCUAUAUUUGUAAAAGACAGUGCAGUGGACAAGGGGCACCCCAACCGCUCAGCCUUCACUCUGCCCCCUGGGUUGAAAAUCAGACUGUCAGGCAUCUCUGAGGCUGGGCUUGGAGUGUUGAACAAGGAGUCGGAUCUGCCGGUGGGUCUGCACUUUGGCCCUUAUGAGGGCCAGAUCACAGAAGAUGAAGAUGCAGCCAACAGCAGAUACUCCUGGCUAGUGAGACGUGUUUACCUCUUCCUCUGUCCUCUGCCUUCACACAUCCCUCCUGUGGCUUGGUGGGAGCCCACCUUCUACAUGGUAGAUCAUGGGUGGGCAUAAUAUGGUUAGC